AUGCCAGAAUACAAUGUCAAGUCCAUCCAAAACCAAAUUUGGUUCAUCAAAACCAAGACUCUUGGAGACAAGGCUUCUGGUUCCAACCCAUCUACGCCAUCUAAGGGUGGAAUGAAGGAUGCCAAAACUCCGACGAAGUCUCCUGCGUCUGCAAAGCGUGAGCGGGCCGAAGUUGAUGAUGCCCAGGCUGACUCUGUCCCUGACUCCGCGACCCCAACGAAGAACCGCCGCUCCAAGAAAGUGAAGACGGAGAGCAAGCAGGAAGUUAAGCAGGAAGUCAAGUCUGAGGACGUCUGA
Messenger RNA from Trichophyton benhamiae CBS 112371, 297 nucleotides. RefSeq lists its product as uncharacterized. The record is from RefSeq and is a predicted model, not a curated record. The transcript has a single exon. The coding region runs from base 1 to 297 and encodes 98 amino acids. Lineage: Eukaryota; Fungi; Ascomycota; Eurotiomycetes; Onygenales; Arthrodermataceae.